This is a messenger RNA of Rhineura floridana, 936 nucleotides long. Its product is annotated as olfactory receptor 4E2-like. Bases 1 to 936 code for a protein of 311 amino acids. Gene Ontology annotation, biological process: G protein-coupled receptor signaling pathway. The record is from RefSeq and is a predicted model, not a curated record. The transcript has a single exon. Lineage: Eukaryota; Metazoa; Chordata; Lepidosauria; Squamata; Rhineuridae. Gene Ontology annotation, cellular component: membrane. Gene Ontology annotation, molecular function: G protein-coupled receptor activity; olfactory receptor activity.
AUGGAUGGUCAAAACUACACCACAGUGACCCAUUUUGUGUUCUUGGGGUUGACUAGUAACCGGGGACUGGAGCUGACUUUAUUUGUGAUCUUCUCUAUCGUCUACCUGCUUAUCCUAGCAGGGAAUGUCCUCAUCAUUGUGACUGUGGCUUCUGACCGGUGUCUGCACACCCCCAUGUACUUCUUCUUGGGCAACCUUUCUUUCAUUGACAUCUGCCAUUCCUCAGUCACCGCCCCGAAGAUGAUCCUCGAUUUCCUGUUUGUCCAGAAGACGAUCUCCUUUGGUGGCUGUGUGGCACAGCUCUUCUUCCUCCACCUCUCUGCCUGUGCUGAGAUCUUCCUCCUCACCAUCAUGGCCUAUGACCGCUACAUCGCCAUCUGCCACCCACUGCAAUACAUGUCCCUCAUGAGCCUGAAGAUCUGUGCCUGGUUGGUGGGCGCCCUGUGGGUGGGAGCGAUGAUCCAUUCGCUGGUGCAGACUGUCCUCACCAUCCGCCUCCCCUAUUGUGGCCCUAAUGUCAUAGACAGCUUUUUCUGUGAUGUCCCCCCGGUCAUCAAGUUGGCCUGCACCGACACUUACUUUACCGGGGUACUUAUUGUGUCCAACAGUGGCAUGAUCUCUUUGGUUUGUUUUUUGGCCCUACUGGCUUCCUAUGUCGUCAUCCUGAUCUCGCUAAGAGGGAGGACAGCCGAGGGUCGGCGCAAGGCUCUUUCUACCUGUGCAUCACACCUCCUUGUUGUGGCACUGUUCCUGGGGCCUUGUAUUGUUCUGUACACCCGCCCUGCGACCAGCUUCUCGGCAGAAAAAGUGGUGGCUGUCUUCUACACUGUGGUGACCCCCAUGCUCAAUCCAGUGAUCUAUACCCUGAGGAAUGAAGAGGUGAAGAAUGCGAUGAAGAAACUGAGGGACCGGAAGGUCUUCUCUGUGAGGAAAUGA